Molecule: messenger RNA, 729 nt
Organism: Carassius auratus (goldfish)
Lineage: Eukaryota; Metazoa; Chordata; Actinopteri; Cypriniformes; Cyprinidae
Product: G2/M phase-specific E3 ubiquitin-protein ligase-like
Exons: 2
Coding region: 1-480 (159 amino acids)
Molecular function (GO): ubiquitin-protein transferase activity
Source: RefSeq, a predicted model, not a curated record
AUGGCACUAAUAACCCAACCCUGUUAUAGGUUCAAGGAUGGCCUGGCUACCCUCAACUUUUUCAACGCUCUGGAACAGCAUCCCUCCAUUUUCCUGCCCUACAUGUGUUACAGAGCGGAAGACCUGACAGCCGAGAUUGUAGAGUCACUGUUCCGUCCACAAUUGAGCCCAACUGGUAGCUCAAAUCGGCAUGAGGAGGAGAGAGUGCUUGGCUACUGGCUGGACUACUUAAUCGCUGUAAAAGAGGACGGGUCAGGGAUGUCUCUGCAGGACAUUCUAAUGUUUGCAACAGGCCUGAAAGAAAUCCCAGCAGCAAAAUUAAUACCACAGCCUCAACUCACAUUCCAGAAACACGCAAGGUUUCCUGAGGCUAAUGUCUGCGCUAACACAAUAAAACUCCCAAUCUUACCCUCAUAUGAAAUCUUUGAGGAAGCCAUGAAUUAUGGAAUCAAGAACGCCCCUGGAUUUGGGCUUCAUUGAGGUGUCAAUCAGAAAUUAACAUUCGUGGCAAAUUUGCAUUACUGUUGUUACUGUUUGCAUUGCACUUUACUGUUUGCACUUUUACAUUGUUUACAGAAAUCCAAUUAUUUUUUUAUAAGAAAAGUUGCACGUUUCUCUAUUUGGAAACUUUUUGUGGCAGAUUUGCAUUGCUCUUACUGUUCGCACUUUACUGUUUGUCAGUACUGUCACAGUUUAAAGAAAUAAAAUCAUUUAUAUAAGAAAAUGUAA